GUUUACCUUUACUUGUGCAAAGAACAAUUGCAAGAACUAUAGUACUUCAAGAAAGUAUUGGUAAAGGUCGCUUUGGAGAAGUCUGGCGAGGGAAGUGGAGGGGAGAAGAAGUUGCUGUGAAGAUCUUCUCUUCAAGAGAGGAGCGCUCAUGGUUUCGUGAAGCAGAAAUUUAUCAAACAGUUAUGCUACGGCAUGAAAACAUCCUUGGAUUUAUAGCUGCAGACAACAAAGACAAUGGUACAUGGACUCAGCUGUGGUUGGUGUCAGACUAUCAUGAGCAUGGAUCACUCUUUGAUUACCUGAACAGGUACACAGUAACAGUGGAAGGAAUGAUAAAAUUAGCUUUGUCCACUGCCAGUGGUCUUGCUCAUCUUCACAUGGAAAUUGUUGGCACGCAAGGCAAACCAGCGAUUGCCCACAGAGAUUUGAAAUCAAAAAAUAUAUUGGUAAAAAAGAAUGGAACAUGUUGCAUUGCAGACCUAGGAUUGGCAGUUAGGCAUGAUUCAGCUACAGACACAAUUGAUAUUGCCCCAAACCACAGAGUGGGAACAAAAAGGUACAUGGCACCUGAAGUUCUAGAUGAUUCCAUAAAUAUGAAACAUUUUGAGUCAUUCAAACGAGCAGACAUCUAUGCAAUGGGAUUAGUGUUUUGGGAAAUAGCUCGGCGAUGUUCAAUCGGUGGAAUCCACGAAGAUUACCAGUUGCCAUACUAUGACCUCGUUCCUUCAGAUCCUUCUGUUGAAGAAAUGAGGAAAGUUGUGUGUGAGCAGAAGUUAAGGCCCAAUAUUCCAAACAGAUGGCAGAGCUGUGAGGCAUUACGAGUAAUGGCAAAAAUUAUGCGGGAAUGCUGGUAUGCCAACGGAGCUGCUAGGCUAACAGCUUUGCGCAUUAAGAAAACAUUAUCGCAACUUAGUCAACAGGAGGGGAUAAAGAUGUAAUCCUGGAUUUGCUACCGAAGAAUACUGUAAAAAUCCGUAUCUGCACCAGAGUGGCGUGUUAAGAAGGUUAAUUGUUCUACCUCAUUGGGGGAACAGAAGGAUAUUGCUGCCUUUUAGUACUUCAUAGGAACGUCACUUACUAGGAUUUUUGUGGACGUGCGAAACAGUUGUGUUGAGUCCUUUCUGUGCACUAUGAACCUCUUUCCCAGGUUACUUACAAAACAUUGGUGUAGUUUAGUUUUAUUUUUAUUAACCUAUAAUUUUUUAUCUGGAAAGUUGAUAGCUGGUCUUAACUUCUAGUUAACUGUGCUGAAAAUAGGAGGUCACUUUUAAAAUGGAACUGGUUCACCGUAUUGUUCUAGAGUGCAUUGAUGGCUCUUUAAACAACUUUAUUCCUGGCUGGUACAUUGACUAUUCUGAACCACUGUCACGGUUCUUUGAUUCAGAUUGUGAAUGUACUGUUGGAGUAUACUUUGCUAGCUAUUAAGGUAGUAUAUCUUUUGGACUCUUACCUUGAUUUACAAAUUGACCUCAUUCAGUUGUGGGAACAUAAUUUAUGCAACUAUA
Fulmarus glacialis (Northern fulmar) is the source of this 1505-nucleotide messenger RNA. Its product is annotated as TGF-beta receptor type-1. Gene Ontology annotation, molecular function: transforming growth factor beta receptor activity, type I; SMAD binding; activin binding. The record is from RefSeq and is a predicted model, not a curated record. Gene Ontology annotation, biological process: activin receptor signaling pathway; cellular response to growth factor stimulus; heart development. Gene Ontology annotation, cellular component: plasma membrane; activin receptor complex. NCBI's taxonomy places the organism in Eukaryota, Metazoa, Chordata, Aves, Procellariiformes, Procellariidae. The annotation marks the transcript as partial. The transcript has 6 exons.